Xiphophorus hellerii (green swordtail) is the source of this 1268-nucleotide messenger RNA. RefSeq lists its product as uncharacterized. The coding region runs from base 257 to 907 and encodes 216 amino acids. The transcript is spliced from 5 exons. The record is from RefSeq and is a predicted model, not a curated record. Lineage: Eukaryota; Metazoa; Chordata; Actinopteri; Cyprinodontiformes; Poeciliidae.
ACUGUAAAAAAAACGGUAAAAUGUACAGUAGAAAUUUGAAGGAAUUUUCCGUUUUUACAUUUUACAGGUAUUUUUCCCGUAUUUUCAAUUUGGCGCAUUGCAUCAUGGGAACAAGAACCUGCACGAAGCGCAAAAUCUUGUUCUGUAGCCAUUCAAAGCUCUCUCUCCGACACUGAAUGUGUAUCCUGGACCCAGGUUGGACUUAGAAGUUGGAGUAAUCGGUUUUUGGCACCUCUGGGAGUCUGAUGUUCGAAGAAUGAUGGCUGAAACCUAUAGCAUCCAGCGAGCAGCAAUCAACAGAGGAAACUCCAUCAGCAAGUUAUUAGAAGACUGGCCUUUUCUCUUUGAAGCAAUCCACCUGUUUGAUCACACAACCACCCUUCUUGGCUUCCCAGUACAAACCAGACUGGCAGAGGAAUUGUCAAAGAAAGAAAAGACAAUAAAGGACUUCCUUGGGUCCAGAGGGGUGGAUAUUCCAGGAAGUGAUGCUGUCCAGGUGAUUAGUGGAAUCGCAAAAUUCUUCAAGGAGAAACCAGCCCAACUAUUUUGUCAAAAUGAGCUGCUGCAUCCAGAGAGUCCUGAUCUUGACCUGCCAAGCACCCCAUGCAUCUUUAUAAUGGGUGAACAGCUUUUUAAAGUUGCUGUUGACCAAAUGAUUGUGAAUGACCACAUCAAGUCACCCAUCGCUGCCCUAAGCUACGCCUUCUCCAUGUUUUAUGUCUUGAACAUAAAAUAUCCAAAAGACAUGUCCCUGACACUGGAAUUUAUACAAAGAGUCUUUCUGGGCUUAAACCCCAAACGAGGGUCAAAGGCUGAAAUGAAGGGGAAGAAGCAUCAUCACAUUCCACCCCGACUGCUCAAGUUUGUAAAUGAACUGUAUGACUUUGACAGUCCAUGGAAAAUUUGAUUCUUGUAAAAGGUGAUGCUUCAUAAUGUUCUCUGUUAUGUUGACAGCAGUUCAGAAAAUAGUAGUUGGAUGUUGGUCCUUGUUUACACCUGUGAUUUUAAUCUUGUAAUGCAAAUUGCAAGAUUAAAAUUGUAUUUUUUUAAUGUUAGUGUUGGAUUGUGUUAAUUAAAUUAAACUUAACAAAAUUAUUAAAUUGACUUCAAAGUCUGGACUCAAGAAUGAACUUUACAUUGACCUUAACAACUUUAAAAAUAUGUUUGACUGAAUAUAUAAUUGAGAAUGCAAUUUGUAAUUAUAUUGUAAUGAUGUGUUGAUAUGGUAUUGAAAAACCAUGAACUGCAAAAUAAAAUUUGCAAAUGGA